AUGGUGAAGAAAAAAACAUUGAAUCUCUCUUCUCUUCUCAAAAACACAGACCUCAAAUAUUCAUCUUCAUGGCCAUGGCCUUAUUGUCACCAACCAAAAACACUUUCUUUUAGAGCUGAAAAUAACCAAGAUGACAUUAACACCACAUUCAAAAUCAUCAACUCAGCUUACUUGGAGCCUUCUCAUGAAUCUCUUUCUCCAAAAGCUUCUCUUGAUGACUCAGGAAAAACCGAUUCGACAGAACCCGUGAUUCGCGGGUUACCAUCUGAUCGGUUUUUCUUUGAGCCGGACGAGAGUAACUCCAUUUUAGAAGCUAAUAGUAAAGUUGUUGCACAAAGUGAAACUACUCAAAGUUUACCGUUCAAAGAUAGUGUUGUGUUAUCUAUGGAAUCUCAAGAUCCUUAUGUGGAUUUUCGUAAGUCUAUGGAGGAAAUGGUGGAAGCUCAUGAGGUUAAAGAUUGGGAGUGUCUUCAAGGACUUUUGUGUUGGUAUUUGAAGGUCAAUGAGAAAGACAAUCAUGGAUAUAUAGUUGGUGCUUUUGUUGAUUUAUUGGUUGAUCUUGCAUUUGCUUCGUCUUCGUCUUCCUUUUCUUCUUCGUCAUCUUCGUCUUCUCGUUCUCCGUUUUCUCCUUUAUCAUUUUAUAGUUCUUCUAUGUCUUCCUCUUAUAGCACUCGAUGCGCUUCGUGUUCCGCAGUUCGCGAAGAAGAGGUGGAUACUUCUAGUUCUUCCUUGUUAUUAGAACAAGUUAGGGAAGAAAAUGGCGAAGAUGAAAUUGAAGUUUUAGAAACUGAAAUUUCAACUUCAUCUUCGUCAUUAUCAAGUAAUUAUUGA
Lathyrus sativus (Indian pea) is the source of this 831-nucleotide messenger RNA. The record is from the annotation of a GenBank genome assembly. Lineage: Eukaryota; Viridiplantae; Streptophyta; Magnoliopsida; Fabales; Fabaceae.